Molecule: messenger RNA, 1937 nt
Organism: Brassica oleracea var. oleracea
Lineage: Eukaryota; Viridiplantae; Streptophyta; Magnoliopsida; Brassicales; Brassicaceae
Product: LEC14B protein
Exons: 10
Coding region: 269-1744 (491 amino acids)
Biological process (GO): proteasome-mediated ubiquitin-dependent protein catabolic process
Cellular component (GO): Cul4-RING E3 ubiquitin ligase complex
Molecular function (GO): protein binding
Source: RefSeq, a predicted model, not a curated record
GAAGAGUGACCACAACACUUGCUCUAUUGUACAAAGUCAAACGUGGCAAACACAGCUCUGCACGCUCCAUCAAGACACACGUCGACGACACAAAACCGUAUCCGCUCAAAUUCGUCGAAAAAGGCAAAAACUUUUUUAACUCCGACAACUUGAGUUAAAGAGAAGAAGAGACCAGCGAUCCUUUUUGCGAGAACCGUUACGAGUCCUCCUCCUUCGUACAGGUGAAUUGGUGGUACGAGCGAAUGUUCGAUGGUGGUUGUCUCCUAUAAUGUUUUCAGGACCAAGUGAUUCUGAUACUGAUGAAAUGGGUUAUGCAAUGAGUAGACUCGAGAUUGAAUCCGAUCUAUGCGACGCUGGAAAGGGCUAUUACGGUGUUGGUAGUAGUCACAGAUCGAGUGAGCGUUUGGGUGAUUUAGACAAUGAGAUCAGCCAAGUCACUAAGCUGAAGUCUUGUCCUCAUGAACGGUUUAGCCGUCAAGUCCCCGGGAGGCAUCAGUUGCCUGUUCCCACUGUGAAGAUGUUGGCUGGUCGUGAGAGUAACUUCUCUGGAAGAGGAGGAAGGUUUUCUUCAGCUGAUCGUUGUCAUAUCUUGAGUAGGUAUUUGCCUGUUAAGGGUCCUUGGCUUGUGGAUCAGAUGGACAGCCGAGCUUAUGUCUCUCAGUUUUCAACUGAUGGGUCUCUCUUCAUUGCUGGCUUUCAGGGAAGCCAUAUUCGGAUUUACAAUGUAGAGAAAGGUUGGAAAGUUCAAAAGGAUAUUCUUGCAAAGAGCUUGCGUUGGACUGUUACUGAUACCUCUCUGUCCCCUGAUCAGCGAAACCUGGUUUAUGCAAGCAUGUCACCUAUUGUUCACAUAGUCGAUGUUGGAUCUGGUACAACCGAGUCUCACGCAAAUGUCACGGAGAUCCAUGAUGGAUUAGACUUCUCUUCUGAAGAAGAUGGAGGCUACUCUUUUGGGAUAUUCUCUGUGAAAUUUUCAACAGAUGGACGAGAACUCGUUGCUGGUAGCAGUGAUGAUUCCAUUUACGUUUAUGAUCUUGAAGCAAACCGAGUCUCACUCCGGACUGUUGCACACACGUCUGAUGUGAACACUGUGUGUUUCGCCGAUGAAAGUGGACACCUGAUUCUCUCUGGAGGUGAUGAUAAUCUCUGCAAGGUUUGGGAUAGGCGUUGUUUCAUUGGGAGAGAUAAGCCAACUGGUGUUCUGGUGGGACACCUAGAAGGUGUUACAUUUAUCGAUAGCCGCGGAGAUGGUCGCUAUUUCAUAUCAAAUGGGAAAGACCAAACCAUCAAGCUAUGGGAUAUUAGAAAAAUGUCCUCAACUGUACCUGCAAGGAAUGAGGUGCACAGAAACUAUGAAUGGGAUUACAGAUGGAUGGAUUACCCUUCGGAGGCAAGAGAUCUAAAGCACCCUUAUGAUCAGUCUGUGUCUACAUAUAAGGGUCACUCAGUGUUGCGUACUCUCAUCCGUUGCUACUUCUCUCCAGCUCAUAGUACUGGUCAAAAGUACAUAUACACAGGAUCCAACGACAGUUCUGUCUACAUAUAUGACUUGGAAAGUGGAGAUAAAGCGGCGGUGUUAAAGCACCAUAGCUCACCUGUGAGAGACUGUAACUGGCAUCCGCAUUAUCCGACGCUUAUAAGCUCGUCGUGGGACGGAGAUCUUGUGAAAUGGGAGUUUCCUGGGAGCGGUGAGGCGCCGAUCAUGAGCAAGAAGAGGGUCCGAAGGAGACAUUUCUACUACUGAGCCAAUCUACUACAUCUACUACACAUACACAUAUAUGGUAUCUGUAAGUUUAUAUAUAAAAUGUAGAGAAGGUGAUGAAUGAUAUAAAACACAAGUGAGAAUCAUCGAAUAAGGCUUUUAAAGGUAAAAGAAGGCUAUGUUAUGGUGUAUGUUGUUGUGAUAAAAAUAAAUAAACUAUUCUCUUCUCCAACCA